This is a messenger RNA of Cuscuta epithymum, 4739 nucleotides long. Lineage: Eukaryota; Viridiplantae; Streptophyta; Magnoliopsida; Solanales; Convolvulaceae. The record is from the annotation of a GenBank genome assembly.
UUAUACUCCAUCAGAAAACGAAGAAAAGGAGAAACAGGAGCCAAAUCUAGGGUUGAGAUGCCCUUUCAUCCCCGUCAAUCGCGAAAUCCACCAUAGACAUCAGUUGAGAGCUCCAUCAUCACAGAUCCGGCCAAGAGGCGAGCUCAGCGAAUCCCUGUGGCGAGGAAGCCACGAACCGCGCGAGCUGGGAACGAUGACCAUACAAUGCGCGAAGCCUCUCGAGGACGAAGAAGAGAUGGAGAUGGUGCGAGGGAAGCCUGCUGGAGACGACGACCUGUGCUGCGCAGAGAACAAAAAGUCCGGCUGUACCGUGCGCACGGUACAGCCGGCUGUACGAUGUAAUUUACCGUCACACCUCUGUUAUUUCCGGAUUCCGGAAGUUCCACAGAAAAGCCCAACGAUGAAACCGACGCCAACAUUAACUAGGUGCGGACGAAGAGAAAGGGCUUUGGUGCUUUCAAUUUGUAAACAAGCUGUGGAGGGCAACAACCAUGGGGAUUCUCCCUCGAAAACGAACCCCGAUUCGAAUUCAAUUUUCUUCUUCUUAUCUUACCAAAAGCAGGAGGCACCCGGCACGAACGGAGCCGUGGAAGUUUCUAAACCCCUAUCUCUGCCGGAGGUUACUAUUUUUUAGUUCGGUUCCGUCUCCUCUUCUGCCGACAAGGUAACGAUAUCCGGUUACUACCCCGUUUCCGAUGAGCUGGAGCCCUGCCGUUGGGAGAUUCUUCCGGCGAGUUCAUCCUCCCCCCCCCCCCUCCCCCCCAGUUUCACGUGGUAUUUUGAGCUGUGUGAGACCCCAGUGAGUUCGGAAAUCUAUCUCUGGUGUGCUGCAACUUUUGAUCUUCGUUAUGGACUUAUGGAUUAUGCUGUGAAUCUGGACUACUUUCUUGAUUUUUAUGAUUAAAGUACAAGUAUAAUUUGCAGUUCAUAGAGAAAGGGGUCAAUGAAAUGUAUGUCUUCUUUAUAUUCUGGAUUGCAGAUUAUACAUUCGAAGUACCCCAACUCUAAUAUGAUUCCUAAGAUGUAUGAUUCCCCCCAUUGGAGAAGACUUUGCUCUGCUAACAAUUUAGGAACUGAUCUGACCACUUCAGACAUUUCAGGGAAGCUUAUUCGGAUACCUGAGGCCUCAGACCUUCCAACUUUCACUUCCAAACAUAUUUGGAACAAUAGACAACAUUUAUCAAUUAAGUUAUUCCAAUGGAACCUCAUUCACAAAAUUAUUCCUAUCCCAGAAUAUCUCUCCAGAUUUCAAAUUUAUAUUUUCCCUUCCAUCUGCCCGUUUUGUACGCAGAAUUCAGCUUCUGAGAGGCAUAUUUUCCUUAAGUGUUCAAUCAUUGAACCGGUUUGGAGAUAUUUUAUGGUUAUUCUACAAAUACCUUACUCCUUAUUUGAUUGUUCAAUCAGACAUAUUUUUAUAUCUUGGUAGUUAGAAGCUGGGGAAAAGAAUUUGACUCACUUGUUUAAACAUUGCCUUCCGGGGAUUAUUUCUCGGCAUAUAUGGAAAUGCUAUGCUCAGAUGGUCUGGGAUGAUGAGCGUUUUACUGUCUCUUCCAAUUUAAUCAUAAACGGAAUUAAAAACUAUCUCAGAAACUGGUGUUGGAGAUUUAAAACUCAGAAAUGGGCGAAGACCAAUGCUAUUCUUUAUGAAACACUUCUUAGAUAUCCCAAUUUCAAACAAUACUCUCAUCGCUUCAUUCUGGUCAAAUGGAUUAAGCCUACUUUUAAGUAUAAGAUUAAUGUGGAUGCAGCUUUUUUACCUCAAAAAGCAGGAGGAGCUGUAAUGAGAAAUCAAGAAGGCUUGGUCAUCUUAGCAAUUGGUUUCCUCUACUCAACUGAUUCAGUUCUUGGUGCUGAGUUCGAAAUCAUCAACAAAUCAUUGCACUGGUUUGUACCAGCUGGUUAUUCUGAGUUCAUUCUUGAAUCUGAGUCAAUGGCUGCUAUCUCUAAUCUUCAUUCGACUUCUUACACUGGCUCUUGGUCUCAAGACUGGAAAGCAAUGAGACGACUGGCUGACGAAAAGAAUAUCAUCUUCACUCACUGGUCCUAAGAUCGCCGAAUAUAAUGAAAAGAGAUGUCCGUAAACCAAGAAUGUAUAUCUCGAAUGUCACCUGGAACCAAACUUGCUGCUGAAACACUUGAGCCCUCCAGGACUUCAGAAAUAGCCCGAGAAGCGUCGGACUCGACAUCCACAAAAUCACAUCCUUGAUGUUUACUCCAAGUAAGAGCUUCUCUUACACCGAUCAAUUCGGCUUCCCAUGGAGAUAAGCUGCCUUGCCAGCACUUUGAAGCCCGGUCAGAAAGCCCUCCCCCCUCGUUCCGUAGAAUCCACCCCAGACCGUAGCAGUUGCUUGACGCUUCUCACAGUGGCAUCAACAUUGAGCUUCACUCUCCCCACCGCAGGGCGCCUCCAAACUGAAGCACCACCCCACACAGAAGCUGUUGGAGCUCCCCCAGACUGCUGCACCUUCUCCCAUCCAGCAACGAAAGCUGCUGCUUUCUGCAAAAUAGCCCUGGCUUCCACCCGACCCCCAUUCCAAACCCGGUUGUUGUGCUCACACCAAAAGCCCCAGCAACCCCAAAUCAACUUACACAAAUCCUCUUUAUUUUUAGCCCGAAACUCCGCUUCCACCUGCUCCAGAAAACUGCCAGCCAAUGCUCUUGACCACCUCCAGCCCACUGCACUCCAUGCUUUCAUUGCCUCAGAAAACCGAACAAAAAGAUGCAUCGGAGAUUCCUCUGCAGCACCACAAAGACCGCAACUAACCGCACAGUCCACUCUUUUACCCCGCAAAUUUUCCAUUGUUGGCAAGAAACCACAGCACACCUGCCAGAAGAAGUUUUUUAUUUUUGGCAGUUGCCAAUUCCACAUUGAGGUCCAGCCCGUCCAUGCCCCUUCCCCAAACUCCCCAACAAGCUGCUGAUAGCAACUCCGCACAAAAACCCGGCCAUUGGAUUCCCACCUCCAGCAAAGAGUAUCCGGGAUUGAACGAUGACCGAGCGGGAUGCCUGGGAUAAGAUGCACAUCCCUGGCUUCAAAUAAAUCAUUCAAGAGGUCCAAAUCCCAUCCCAAACCCGGGCUAUGACGUAGAUUUUCCACCCGGAUUUGCUCCCAGGCCAGAAUCACAGUAGACACAACUUUAGGAUACUCCGAGUCCGGUAGCCAUGGGCCGGACCACACAUUAAUAGAAGCCCCGCUCCCAACCCUCCAGUAUUAGCCCUUCGUAAUAAUAUCAUGUGUUUGAAAAAUACCUUGCCAAACAAAAGAAGGAUUAUUUCCUAGUUUAAAGGUUAAGAAAUUACCAUCAGGAUAAUAUUUGGAUUUAAACACCUUCCUACCAGCGAAUCAGGUUCUGAAAAAAAUCUCAAAGCUCGGUAGAUACAUUAGAAACACAAAUGAGAUGACUUCGUUCAUUAGCUCGGUGGAUACAUUAGACGACUUACCCCCGGCACUGCAGACUAAAAAAAAAGAAAAAAGCUUCAGGGGUGCUGGAAGAUAUAAUAGAUAUAUAUACAGGAUUCCGGCGAAGGGAGCGCCGACAGCGGCUCGCCCCGGCCUGGUUCCGCCGCUAAGUCGACAAUCCUUCAACCGUGAAAAGAAUAUAAAAAAAUAAACAAGUCUGAGAGUUGAUUACAUACCAUCAUUUCCGUUGCCGGGCCUUGUUCACAAAUUGGAAGCACCGAAGUACUGUUUGAUUCCCUUCUCUGCGUCUGGGACUCUGGGUUUGCCUUAGAAAGGUAAAUAGCGGACUGGCUUUUCUUGUGGAAAUCACGGCAGUAACGUCAGUGACCUAGUAUUGAGGCUAUUGAUUAUUUACUUCUUUCUUGGGGCCGAAAUGUAAAUAAUAAAACAGAAUUUAGUAAUACUUGUACGAUGCUAACGUGGCUUCAGGAAAUAAUUUGAUUGGUCACCAUACUCAAAGGCUCUCAAAUGCUUCCCUCUCCAAUUAUUAGGCCCAAAAUUUAUUUCUCCAGGGACACUAGGUUUUAUUUCCGUCUCGUCCAGACUUUGCUCCCACAAGUGACUUAGAUCUGCCGCUGCAACUUCAACCAAUCUCGGCCAGACUCUGCUCCAACAAAUGACUUCUGCCGCUGCAACUGCAACCCAUCUCGGCUCUUCCAACUUUCAAGGUUUCGAAAACCAAGCUUAAAUGUAUCGAGAUCAGUUGUUUGGGAAGAAUGCACAUGGAGAAAUUGAAACAAAAAGGCUUCGUGAUAUCUUUCAGUGUCCCUUUAGGAGAUGAUUGUUGUGUUUACAGAUUGCUGGAGGAGUGUUUUUAUGACAGCCCCUUUACUUAAUGAAAAACAAGAUGGUGUGUACUAUUCAUGACAAUCAAAUUGGGAUCAACUCAUGUGACAUAACUUUGCCACAAAAAAUGAAUACAGAACAACAUGUAUUGGUUUCUAUGUGAGGAAUAUCCCAUGAAGAACUAAAGUCACAAAACUCUAAGAGGACAUAAGAACAAUGGAAGCAAUGACUGACUUGCUUUGAGAAGUUCAACAUAUCAGAUACUUCAAUGAGGAAGAUGAACUUAUUUAGUCUUUGUAGUUGUAAUCAGAUAUAUGUAGCUUUUGAGACUUGAUGCCUUUUGUUAGUAAUAGUCUUUGUAUUGUUAAAUAGACUUCCUUCGUAAUUGUAUUUUGUACUCGUUAAGUUAAAUAUGCAGCUACAAUUUUAAUUAUUCCGAAUAAAUAAAAUUUGAUCUUCGGAGGAAAUGUACUGUAUUGGAGGUGUGAUGUGU